AUGAAUCAAAAUAAUUCAUUCAAACACAUUACUAAUUAUGACAAUAAUAAUAACGAUUAUAAUUGUAAAGUAAUAGGAGUAUUCCUUAGAGUUUUUGAAGUGUCUUUCAAAAGUGAGGGGGCAGCUGGGCCUCUCCUGGAACCGAGCCAGCCACAGAUGGAGGCCACGUGGGAAGUAUCCAGCGAGAAUGGAAGGGGCCGAAAGGAGCCCAUAGUGGGAGCUAUCAUGGACAAGCCUCCUGGGGGGCUGGAGGUCGUGAGUGGGUUGGAGGAGCUGCUUGGAGAGGACACCUUCGACCAGGAGCUGGAGCAGCUCUACCUGUCCCACCUGAGCCGCCUGUGGGCUGCCGUGGCUGCUGGUGGGGCAGGAGGUGGUGGGGAGGGUUCCAUAGAUGGAGGGGUGUCCCCCAGCCAUCCCCUGGGCAUACUCACAGACCGCGACCUGAUCUUGAAAUGGCCUGGCCCUGAGUGGGCCCUGAACAGUGCCCUGGCUGAGGAGAUCACGCUGCACUAUGCCUGGCUGGGGCGCGGUAUGGAGCUCAUCAAGGACACCGAGGACCCUGAUGAGGAGGGGGAGGGGGAAGAGGGGCUCUCCAUCAUACCGUCCAGCCCAGAAGGGGACACCCCUAAUGAAUCACCUCCAGAAAUCCUCUCGGGAGCCCCUUCUGUGGUAGCCACUAUGGGAGAUGUGUGGCUCCCAUGGGCAGAGGGUUCUGGAUGUAACAGCCCUGUGGCUCUGGGUAUAGAGGGUCAGUUCAGUGGGGCUCCAGAGAAGGGGACGAGCAAGGACUCUGACUCUUUGCAUGUGAGUAGGAUGAUAUCUGGGGUGACUGGGUCCUCAGGGGCCACAGAAGCCCAGAUGGAGUUUACCACUGAGUUGGCAGACAGGUUGAUUUCUAUAUCUGGCCAGGAGCCAACCACUCUGGUCUCGCAGGGGCAAGAUCUCUCCCUCCUUGGUCCCUUAGGGACUGAAGUCUGUCCAUCCAGCCUGGCCAGGCCCCAUGUAAGCCCCCAGGAUGAAGGGGGUUCAGGCCCAAGCCUUGAGCCCCCAAAGAGGUCUCCUACCCUAGCAGACCCUGCAGAGAGCGUGUAUGUAUUGCCUCCUCAGCUCUGGGGACCCCUGACCCAGACUCUGGGGGUCCUAGCUGUGCUGGUGGCGGUCCCUGUGGCUCUGAACAAUGGUAUGUCCCUCCUGGUGCUUGCACUGUGCCUCUGUCUGGCCUGGUUCUUGUAGGAGCUGCUUGUGAGAUGAGCAAUAACAGGUUUCCCCUCUCUGGGGAGGGGCAGCCCCUGCAUCACCCGCCCCCCUCCCCAGAGGGUUCAGAUGGGAUGUGUGGUCUGUUCAGUGAACAGUCCUUUGCUUCUGAGAAUGCUCGACUGGAGAGAGGCCUCUCUGUCCCUCAGCUCUCCAGUGAGCAUGGGGUUCCCUGUGGCAAUACCAGUGGAGAGAAGUGGCACGGGGGGAUGGUGUAAGAACUUGCAGAAUGGAAUUGGGCAUGUCCUCCCCUCCCACCCCACCCUCAAGCCUGUAUUUAUUUUUGUAUAAUUCUCUGGUUGAGGGAGAGUGGUCAUGAGCUGGUCUUGGGGCACAAUUACCCAGAGAUGUAUUUAUUAACAGCCAACCUGUGCAACCUGCUAGAGCUUUAUUUUUAAUUUAAUUUAUAUAGAGUACCUAUUAUUAUAUGCCACAAUAGAACUCUAUGAGAAACAA
Molecule: messenger RNA, 1710 nt
Organism: Capra hircus (goat)
Lineage: Eukaryota; Metazoa; Chordata; Mammalia; Artiodactyla; Bovidae
Product: protein phosphatase 1 regulatory subunit 3F-like
Source: RefSeq, a predicted model, not a curated record